AUGAAAAGUCUACUGACAUUCGUGCUUUUAUCCAUCUGUGGUAUUCUGGUUGUGGUGACCGGUGAAGAUAAUUAUGGGCAGGUGUACUGCGGGAGGAGACUGGCCACGACAUUGGCUCUGUUGUGCGAUAACACGCUACUGGUAAAGAGGACAGAAAUGAGCGUGGGAGGCUACGACUGGCCCUGGAUUGGUCUCCGGCAGGCGAGGAGCUUGGGCAGGAGUAAGCGACAGGUGGUUGCCGAGUGCUGCGAGAAACCUUGUACUAUUGACGAACUACUGUCUUAUUGUUGA
Parnassius mnemosyne (clouded apollo) is the source of this 291-nucleotide messenger RNA. The record is from the annotation of a GenBank genome assembly. NCBI's taxonomy places the organism in Eukaryota, Metazoa, Arthropoda, Insecta, Lepidoptera, Papilionidae.